This is a messenger RNA of Bemisia tabaci, 5424 nucleotides long. Its product is annotated as pyridoxal-dependent decarboxylase domain-containing protein 1. Lineage: Eukaryota; Metazoa; Arthropoda; Insecta; Hemiptera; Aleyrodidae. The record is from RefSeq and is a predicted model, not a curated record. Gene Ontology annotation, cellular component: intracellular membrane-bounded organelle.
AAAGCGCAAUGUUUAUUUAGGUUAGGUUAGUAACUAACUAUUUCAGUGAAAAAGUGUGCCGUCGUUGUUUGGCAGUUCGAACUUUGAAACAAUUUUCGAUUUCAGUGAGCGAGAGAGGAUUAUCCUCGCGUCAUUUCAAUUUCCCGUCUUUCCUUUUGCACAUACUUUUCAUUUUCGUUAAUUCUUGUUCGAAAUUGCUUUGUUAGCAACACUAGGGAAAGCUGAUGUAGGUCAUGGAGGUUCCCACAUCUGAGGUAGAUUUGCAAGUAUCGCAAAUUAUCAGCAGGUUUGAAGAGCCUAUUCUGCGCAGUAAAAAACCAUCGGAUUCCAAUGAAAAAUUAGUUCUAUCAUCAGAGCGAAAAUCAAAAGAGGAAAUAAUCGUCUCGCUGCGGGAGCUCAUAUCUCACCAAUAUGAAGAAGGGCCAGAUUCAGAGACCGUCGCCUCCCCUGUUAUCUUACCCAGCCUUGAUUCCUCCAGCUGCACAGCCGUUAUCUGGCAAAGUGUUGCAACUUACCUAUCUGCAUUAGAUCUCUCUCAUCUCAUUCUUUUAAAUAAAGAAUUGUCUUCCUCAGUCUCUAAAUGGCUGUCCGCUGUCUUCAGGUUCCCAGAGAGUGAAGCCAUAACCACAGAGGAUUCUAUGGUGCAACUCACAAGAUCUAUUCUUUCUCAGAAAUAUCCAACUUUCAAAGAGUGCGGCUUUGAAGCUUUAGUCGAAAGCCCACCUGUUUUCUAUGCUAGCUCUGAAGAUGCAAUCAAAUACUUGCAAUCUAUCUGUCAGUCGCUUGGUUUACCCCUUAAAAGUGUAAGAACUGUUCCUAGUGAUGCAACCAUCGAGUUUGAGCAAAAAAUGAAUACAGAUGCUCUUGCAUCACUCAUGGAAGAAGAUAAAGUUGCAAAUAAAUCUCCUUUCCUGGUUUUAGCCGAUACAGGUUGGAGGGUGAGUGGUCAAUGUGAUAGUUUGCAAUCAUUACGACAAUUGUGCAAUCAACAUGGUGCUUGGCUUCAUUUGAAAGGACAUGCAGUGUCCAUAUUUUCUCAAUCAUCUUUAUCUAUGUCUGUUAUGCCUGAUAGUUUCUCCAUUGACCUGUCUACCUGGUACGGGAUUCUAGGAUUGCCACCAGUUAUUUUGCAUAAGAAACUGAAUGAUUGUGAUGACGCUUUGGAGUACUUCUCAGAAAUCUCGGAGCCAAAAUUUUCGAUUCUUCCACUAUGGGCAUCAUUAAUGUCAAUAGGUUUUGAAGACCUCCAUAAGAGGCUUUUGUACUGUUUCGAAUCCUGUGAGAGGAUGUGGCGGAUUGUAUCAAAAUAUCCUUGUCUCCGAAUACUAAGCCAGGCUCCCUCCGGAGACGAUUUGCACCUAUCUUUUGAGGAAUUUUUGUCAAAACAUUCAGAAUCAGAGUCAAUAAUUGAAUCAGUUGUUACUUGCGUUCUGUUUCAAUUCACUCCUGAUAAUUUUAGCGAGAGUGCUGUUCCCUCUGAUUACAACAAGUUGAAUUCUUGGCUAGGACAAAUUCUUCAGCGAGACAUGCCAAUGAUCUCUAUUCAAUAUUUGUCCCUCAAACCGUUUGGCAUAGUCUUGAGAUACUGCCCAUUCGAAUCAAAACCAAAUUUGCCAGAGGACUGCGAGAAAUUUUCCAUUUGCCUAGAGCAACAACUGGAGAUAUUAACUGCGACUGUUGGCUAUAAGCAAACAUUCAUAAAUUUAGUCAACAGCUCAGAAUGUCUACAACUAGUGGAAAUGGAAAGUUGGGCUGGUUUAGGCGGAGUUAGAUACAUUCCAGUAGGAUCUAAUUAUAGCAAUGAUGAAUUGAACAAAUUAAAUACACAGCUGGUGGAACAAUUGCGUAAUACAGAUGCUGCUUUCUCAAUUGGUGAAGGAAGUGAUAAUACAGUCUGUGUGCGGUUCGGUAUGAUUACAUCUGAAACAGAUGUAGUGGAGCUUCUGCGUCUGGUUGAAAUGACUGGCAAGGAACAAGAAGAAUCUUGGAAGUAUAUCGAUACCAUGGCAGAAGUGGUCAAGAAAGGAAUUGAGGCAGCCACACUUGACCUCCAAAAAGAAUCUGAGGACAAACUCUGGCAAGAGGGAAUUUUACGCCACGUUCCAGUGUUUGGAUCUCUUGUUAACUGGUGGUCACCUGUCAACAAAGAGCCAAUUAAUGGAAGCACAGGGAUCAAAGGUAGAAGUCUCAACUUGGCAGCCGGAGUAGUUGAAUCCACAGAAAACAUUUACAAGUACCAUAUGCAAAACUUACCACCAUCACCUCAACCAUCAAUCACUCCGUCACCCAGUCUUUAUAUCAAUGGUGCUAAUGUUUCCAAUGAGUCACAGUCAGAACUCUCUUCCAGUCUGUAGGGAACUCUUGACUUCAUUUUCACCGGACUUAUAGUCUAAUUUGUUUCUCCUGUGACAGAAGCACUAAAGAAGAGAACUGUUUUCACCAAGAACGUUUUAAAAAAACUACCUAUCUUCAGGUCGGAUUUGAUUUGGGGUUUGAAGGUUAGUGACAUAAAUUGGGGCGAAUUGUCUGUUUGGUGUACUGAGCGCGCAAAUAGCCAGAGUGAUGAAAGGGAAGCUCUCAUGAGUUGUAUAAAGGUAAAGUUUAGAGAGGCAGCUUGAACACAUAUUGUCAACAACUUAGGAUCUAGAAAAGUUUCUUUGCAUUUUGCUCUUGGCUGUGUUGAUGCCCAAAUAUUUCUAGCUUUAGAAAGCGCUGCUUGAUCGAAGUAAGGUUAUAGUAGUUCGAUACAUAUUCACCAUCAGAAAUUAAUUCUCAAUGAUUAACAAGAUAGGAAAUUCUCCUAAAACAUUUAUUCAGUUCUAAAAAGAAAUAUAGUCACUCUGGCUUAUAUAUUAUCACGGAAUAUCAAUUUGCAAUUACUUGUAAAUUAUAAGUCAAGUUAUGAUAGAUAACAUCAAUAACAGCCUAUCAUUUGAAAAAUAAAAUUUGACCAUAAGAAUGUCACUAAAUUUUUGUCACUUUUCUCCUCAUAAUUCGGGAAUUAUUGCAUGGCAAGUCCUACAGAAUGUCAGCACUGUGGCAGUCAUAGUGCUAAAUUAUUGUCUUUCAAAAUCUGCACCUUGACCCGCCACAAGCAGGUUAAAAAACUUUAGCAUUCACAAGUCCCUCAUAUCUUAUUUUUCAAGAAGCGUUGUGGUUUAUUGUGUCUCAUCGUAUUGCUUUUGUACUGUCCUUUGUUUGCAAUUGAUCAGUGCUAGGUCAUUGGGCCCAAAAAAAUUAUAUCCAGAAGUCAAAUUGUCAGUACAAAAGGAAUCAUUGAGAAGAUAUUAAAAGUACAGGAAAAACAUUACAGUACCAACGAAUAAUGCCGUCCUUCAAAUCAUGUAUCAGAAAAUUGAAAAAAAAAAAAAUGAACAUAUUAUCUUAACAUUUGAAAAUUUUAGAUAAUAUUAAGAUAGAGAGACCUAGAGAUGUUGUGUUCUCAACUCAACAACAGUCAUAUUCCUACUAUUGCCUACAAAUUAAAAGAAAAUUGUGAGAAAUUCUAGAGAGGAUUGCGAGAAAACGGAAGGACUGUCAAUGAUAGUCCUUGCUACCUGAGAUAAACAUCCAGCGACUAGUUGUCAUAAACACAACCCUAACUCUUUCUGGUGUUUUUAACAUUUAUUCAUCUAUAUUUUCCUUGGGGCCUAAAAGGGGUCUCAGACUGUUUGGUUUUUGGAUAUUCUAAUCUUGAGAAAUUGGACUUUUGGACUUGAUUUUUCGGGUUCAACAACGUAGCAUUAACAGAUCAGGAUGCUACUUUCAAAGUAGUGAAUUUAACCUUUGUUUGACAACCAAAAAAAUGUUGGUUCCUCUUUAGUAAGUUUCUAUUUUAGCUUUGCCAAAAAUGUAUUCAUAAUAUAAUUUCUGAGAAAUCAUUUUGAAGUUAGAGUUGAAGCUUUGAUACCCUCUUAACGUUCUAAAAAAUGAAAUAAUUUUAGCUUAAUCUGAAUUCAUCUAAAUAUUUUAAAACAGGAGUUUAAUGGGAGUUGAUUUUUUUCAAGCGUUGUUCCUUUACUUAUACUUUUAAUGCUUGUGGGGUAGAAUCGGACUUAUUUCUGCCAAACAGAACUAUGUGCAUUAAGGCAUGAGCCCUGAGACCCAUAAGAACAUAUGCGUAACAGGGCUCACGUCACAAUACACAUAGGUCUGUUUGGCAGAAUUUCGUCCAAUUGAUUAUUGUUCUGAGUGGCUAGUAUUCAUCACAAUAAAAGGAUCUAAAGUAGAUAGAAAGUAGGUGGCUGCUUUCAAGUGAGUGUAUAAUUUGUUGUCCUCAGCUGCUUUCAUCGGCACAAUAAGACAAAAUUGAUCAAAGCCCAUUUUUUGUCAAAUUUCCCAUGCUGCUGGUGACUAAUACAUCCUAUUUUCAGACUAAAAUAAAAACAGCAGAAUUUUGAACGUGCAAAUUGCCUUCAUCUUUCCCAAAUUUGUACGUCCCUCAUACCUAGUUCUUGCCUUUAAAUCGAUAAGUAUUUCAACACAACUAAAGUGAUUGCUUGAAAAAACUGUACUAGAAAUCUACAUUACGAUGCUUUUAAAUUUAAGAAAAAAUAUUUCGAGAUACUUUCUUUUCUUAUUUUUCAGCUCUGUACAGUGUAAAACGAUUCAAUUUUCCAAGUAGUGCUUUAAUUUAGUGCUCAACGAUGCCCAAUGAACAUUUUGGUCAAUUUUAAAUGAGAAGUAUAAUAUAUCACCUUAAAAUGAACGUUUAGGAAAUCAGGUGAAAUUGAAACAAAACUGAGACAAAGAAAUACAAAAUCAAUGAAAUUGGCUAGUUUUCAGCUGAAGUGUAAUGCAUCAAGUCUCGAUUUUUUUUCCUCUUGGAAGGCUUUUUUUGGUCCCAUUUCAAAAUUUGCGCCAAAACACAAUUUCAGAAAUUCCCAGUUGUCUUAGUAAUGUUCAGAUGUUUCCAGAAGAGAACACCUACUUUUUACUCACCUUGAGUAAUAUCGGAGGUCUUAGUGUGUAUAUCAUAGGUACUUAGUUGAUUUCUUGUUUUCUUUGUGUUAUUAUUAUUUAUUUAAGGAAUGUUGACCUUAGUGCUUUUAUUUAUCGUCCAAGAGCUUACGAUAUUGGUUCAUACCUAAAAGAUCUAAAUUUGUUCACCUCUUUUUUCAAUGACACAAUACCACCACUGACCUGCCAGACAGACCAGUCAUGAUUCCUGUUAUUAAGUGUUAUUGAAAAAAGUAACUUGGAAAUUUAGAUCUUAUGGGUGUGAACUAAUGUCAUAAGCUCUAGGUCCAUCAAGUUUAACUUGAGUAAUCUACCAAAUAUCUUCAUUUUUUAAUAAGUUUAGCUUACAGCACGAACUGUUUGAUAUGAUGAGCAAUAUUUAUUUUUUUAAUUAUUUUUGUAAUUCACAUGUUUAAGCAUAACUAAUACAAUUACUUUUGCGUAAUUUAUUUGCGAAAAAAUUUA